Podarcis raffonei (Aeolian wall lizard) is the source of this 1141-nucleotide messenger RNA. It is a transcript of the gene GPX8, whose product is annotated as glutathione peroxidase 8 (putative). Gene Ontology annotation, biological process: response to oxidative stress. Gene Ontology annotation, molecular function: glutathione peroxidase activity. The transcript has 3 exons. The record is from RefSeq and is a predicted model, not a curated record. Bases 28 to 672 code for a protein of 214 amino acids. Lineage: Eukaryota; Metazoa; Chordata; Lepidosauria; Squamata; Lacertidae.
UCCAGGCCUGCUGAGACUUCCUCCAAAAUGGAGCCGCCUCUGCCUCUGCCUCUGACAGCGUGUCCUUUGAAAAGCUCGAGGCUGAAAACCAGGAUUUUAAUCAUUUUCUUCUCUAUGGUUUUGUUCACAGCCAUACUGGGACUGCUGCAACUAAAGUACUUAAAGCCCAAAGUCAAAGACUUUUAUUCCUUUGAAGUGAUGGAUCCGAAAGGCAGGGCCGUUUCGUUGGAGAAAUACAGAGGCAAAGUGUCUCUGGUUGUUAACGUGGCUAGUUACUGCCAGCACACAGAAAAAAAUUACAUCAUGCUGCAGGAACUGCAUAGGGAGUUUGGACCAUACCACUUCACAGUGCUAGCCUUCCCCUGUAAUCAGUAUGGGGAAACGGAGCCAGACACAAGCCGGCGGAUUGAAUAUCUUGCAAAAUCAAAUUACGGAGUCACUUUCCCCAUUUUCAAGAAAAUAAAGAUUCUAGGAAGUGAAGCAUCGCCAGCGUUUCAAUUUCUAAUAGAUUCCUCCAAAGCUAUGCCUCGGUGGAAUUUCUGGAAGUAUCUCAUCAACCCAGAUGGGAAAGUUGUGAAGUUCUGGAGACCCGAAGAGCCCAUAGAAAGCAUCAAGCCAGAUGUAGCUGCUCUGGUUAGGCAGAUCAUUUUGAAAAAAAGAGAAGACCUUUGACAAAGCUGAUGUGCCUUUUGGAUUCCACAGGGCAACAUCUCUCCUCGGCUCUUAGUACAUUCCUGCUUAAUAAUGGUAAAAGCUGGACAUGCAGUGGUUUUUCUUACUGGAUAAAAUUUUGGUAGCUUUCGACAGAAAACUCUUCUGUUUAAGGAACAGCUCUUAAACCAUCUGAGCAAAGAGAAGGAUCGGUAUGCUGUGCACUUCACCCAACUGAGCCCUGGAUCUGGCCUAUUGUCAUGGAUAAUGGGAAUUGUAGUCCCAUCUGGAGGACCACAUGUUCUCUACCCCUGUCCUAGACGAAUCAAAAUAAGGUAUUCUUUCUUUCCCAGCAGGUUACUUAAAACACCAUUUUCCAAAUAACUCAAGUAACACUAUUUAACCCAAUAAUGAAAGUACAGUGUGAGAAAUUGUCCUGCCAUUGAAUCAUUCUGUUUAAAGCUGAUAAAAUCUAGUAUUUUAUCAACAA